Molecule: messenger RNA, 788 nt
Organism: Hermetia illucens (black soldier fly)
Lineage: Eukaryota; Metazoa; Arthropoda; Insecta; Diptera; Stratiomyidae
Exons: 2
Coding region: 49-735 (228 amino acids)
Biological process (GO): sensory perception of taste
Cellular component (GO): membrane
Source: RefSeq, a predicted model, not a curated record
UUCGAGUUUAGGAUUUUACUAGAUGCAAGUGAGGAAAAAAGUUGGAAAAUGUCUGGAUACUGGUUCCUUGUCAGCGUAGCUACCUACAUCGCAACGGUACCAACCACCUUGUUCUACGUGAUAAUGCUGCUCUUAAUGAGGUUCCAUGCUAUAUUCAAUUACAAGCUAAAACUACUAACUGCGCGCCUCAAACAAAUCAACGAUAGCAGUGAUCGCGAUUCACAAAAAAUGACACAAUGUUGUGAGUGUAGUGACCUUUUAGACUAUUAUUCGAACCUCUUAUCUGAAAUCCAUAAUUUGAUUAUAAACACCAAAAAUAUCUUCCAAUUUCAAAUUUUAAUCAUAUUCAGCAAAACCUAUGUGACAACAGUUUCACGAACAUUUUACGUUUUCAUGCUAAUUCAUUGUGGCCGCCUUUCCCCCAAUAGUUUAAUUCAUAGUAUAUGUUACGCUUUUCUCACAUACGUGAACGAAAUACUCUGCAUUUUGGUGGUUACCAUAACUACUGACCAGUCUAGUGAAACCGCCAAACAUAUACAAAAGGCCAACCAAUAUAUCGCGCUGGAUGGAAGGCUUCGGAAAGAUCUAAAUAUGUUUUCAAUCCUGCUACUGUUGAAGCGGUAUCAUCUUAAACUUUGUGGCAUGAUUCCCUUCGAUAGAAAAUUCAUCCUAUCUGUGACACUUUCAGCGAUUAUCCACUUUUUGCUCCUAGUGCAGUACCAUGACGAUUUUUAAAAUUGACCUAAAGAUUUGACGCAAAAGUAAAUAAAUGAAAAGCUUAUGCUUCA